UUCACGAAAUGCAAUUUGACUCUUUUCCACGCCAUUAAACCUGAUUCGUCUGGUUUAUAGCUCAGCCAGCACCACUCCUCACUCAGACUUUCCAAAUAAAACGGAUCCAGCUGUGUGCGGCUGUGCGCCUUCGGUGCGUCACACUGCUCUGCUGCUCGGUAGAAGGGGCAGGCAGUGGCGAAAAGGACAAGGAAGAGAGAGGAAAGAUGUCCAGUAUCAUGAUUCUGUCUGUGUCGUUGAGUUUGUGCCUGUUGUGGGUUACCGGAGGCUCGACGCGGAGCGGGGCUGUGAUCCUGCGGGAUGCACUGGAGCGGAAUCCGCUCAGUCUCAACGACAUGUUCCGGGAGGUGGAGGAGCUGAUGGAGGACACUCAGCACAUACUGGAAGAGGCUGUGGACCAGAUAACUACUGAGAGUGCAAAAUCCUCUUCCUCGCUGGAUCUGCUUCCCAACUACCACAACCAGACAAGCAGGACGAUAAAGGAUGGAGACAGGGUGGUUCGGGUCCUAGACAGAGUUGAUAAGGAAACUAAUAAUAAAACAGGAGAGAGUCAUCUUUCACACACCCACAUGGAGAUGUCUGGCCUGUGGAACUCUGUGGAUCAUGAAUGCAUGGUGGAUGAGGACUGUGGGGAUCUGAAAUACUGCCUGUAUGAGAUAGAGAACUCCAGGUGCCUCCCCUGCAUACCAACAGAUAUGCCCUGCACUAAGGAUGAAGAGUGUUGCUCCGACCAAAUGUGUGUGUGGGGCCAGUGUACAGUCAAUGCCACCAGUGGAACAGAGGGAACUAUUUGUCAGGGUCAAAGUGACUGCAGGCCGGACCUUUGCUGUGCCUUUCAAAGAGAGCUAUUGUUUCCAGUGUGCAAUCCAAGUCCUCAGAAAGGGGAAUCCUGUCUGAGCCACCCCAAUCUGUUGAUGGAUAUGCUGGCCUGGGACCAGGAAGGUCCCUGGGACCACUGCCCCUGUGCUGAUAAUCUCCAGUGCCAACCUCAUGGACGAGGAUCUAUCUGUGGAGAAUAAUAAUGGAGAUGGAGAGAGCAUGCUGAAGUUAUAACUCUGUCCAGGAGCUGCACUAACAUCCUUACAAUAACCAAAGAGCAGCCCUCCUGCUGAUCACAUGUGUAACAAAGAACAAAAUUUUGUUUCAGGACUUGAUUGCACUGCACACUAUUUCUGCCUCACAAUAAUGUAACUGCCAUUAAGCAAAUAAAAGACUUGUUUUUAGUUUUAGCUGAAAACCAAGAAAGCGUGAUUGCGGUAUCUAUAUAUCAUAUAUUAUGAACAUGAAUGGAUUCUCUUUAAGAGUUGCUGUGUGAUAUAAAAGGUACAGUUGGCCACUAGAGGGGGAACUUUGACUCUUUUUGUCCUGACAAGAUGAGUAACCUGAGAAAUAAUAAAUGUACUUGCCACUUGGACAUUAAUACAUGAAUGAGGCUGAUGGCCACAUAAUCGUGGUAUUGACUAUGCCCCCUAAACAUACACCCACUCACACUAAGAUGACAACUCUAGGAACUGAGAGGUGACAAAAGAAACCUUUGACUUUCAAUCAAGGAUUGAAGACUUUUAAGAUUUAGUGCCUGUUGACUUCUUUCAUUGUUUUUUUUUACAAAGACAAAGAAAAUGUAUAUUUUUUACACUUUAAUGAAGGAUUCUCCUCCCAUCUUGUGUCAUACGAACAGCCACUUGUUGAAUGGAUGAACUUGGUGGGAAAACCAGUCUAUUUCUGAAGUAUGUUUCUUGCUGUUUCUUGAAUGUUUUCAUUUUUGUGUUAAUGUAAGUAAAGGAUUUAUAGUGCUUAUCAUGUAAACACUUUGAUUACAACACAUUACUCUGUUUUUAUCUCACAAAGUUGUUAUUCAUAAAGUUUGUUUUAAUCUAUCAUUUCUGCCAUAAAAUAAACAACAAAGUGUAUAUAAGAGACCUAUGCAGUAUGUAUAAAAGCACUUAGUUAACCAUCUGUGUCUUUUAGAGUGUUAACUUGUUACUUUAACUUGGGGGGCAUUUGUAUUACUGUAUUUCAGAGUUGGAGUUUAGGUUUGUUUCUGAGUCUUUCUUUUAUCAGUGAUAUGAUGAAAUACAGUAUGAUGACUAGGAUUCCUUUAGUUAUCAUCAUGGAGUCCCCUAACAGGUUAUAGUUUAUUAUGAAUGAGGCACUGAUA
Molecule: messenger RNA, 2158 nt
Organism: Cheilinus undulatus (humphead wrasse)
Lineage: Eukaryota; Metazoa; Chordata; Actinopteri; Labriformes; Labridae
Gene: dkk3b
Product: dickkopf WNT signaling pathway inhibitor 3b
Exons: 7
Coding region: 207-1019 (270 amino acids)
Biological process (GO): negative regulation of canonical Wnt signaling pathway; multicellular organism development
Cellular component (GO): extracellular region
Molecular function (GO): receptor antagonist activity; co-receptor binding
Source: RefSeq, a predicted model, not a curated record